This is a messenger RNA of Xyrichtys novacula (pearly razorfish), 6426 nucleotides long. Lineage: Eukaryota; Metazoa; Chordata; Actinopteri; Labriformes; Labridae. The record is from the annotation of a GenBank genome assembly.
AGAGACACCACCGAAGAAGAAGAACCCGGAAGUGAAGUUUGAGGAUCAACGGAGCAGAAGCAGCGCGUGCGUUUGUGUUGGUGGAAUAAUGGAAGGUGAGAGAAAACCUGAAACACACCUGAACCCGCAGCCGUGUGUGUGUGUGUGUGUGUGUGUGUGAGUGUGUGAGAGAGAGAGAGAGAGAGAGAGAGAGAGAGAGAGAGAGAGAGUGUGUGUGUAUGUGUGUGUGUGUGUGUGUGUGUGUGUGUGUGUGUGUGUGUGUGUUCCAGGGACACCUCAGACCUCUCAGGUGAGGGUCAGUCUGACUCUCUUCAGGUCUUUUCCAGGUGAAACUCGUAAUGAAGUCGUGACGUCAUGGGUUUGUUUACAUUUUCUCGCCUCGUGAUUGGUCAGCUUUAACUCCCCAUCAGAUUCACUGAAUUUGAACCUUUUUAGUUCCGAUCCGCGAACAUUUCACAUUCAACAGAUCCAGAAUAAAACUUGAUCAUAAAAAAUCUGUUUAUAUUAAAGUGUUUAAAUUAACUUAUUUAUUUACCCCGAAUACUUUGACUUCAAUUCCCCCUCUAACAUUAGCAUUUAACACGGACACUGAAUAUUAACGUUUAACAUUUUUAUUUCACAUUUAUUUAAUAUUCACAUGAUGUUUCGGACAAAAGUUCUUGAAUUGAACGUUUUAGAUUUUAUUUUUCACUUUUCCGUUUUCUUCAUAUUUCUCGUUUUUUUUUCUCGUCUUUUCACGUCGUGUUCUUCAGGUCAGUCCAGUGACAUCACUGCAAACUCAGCGAACAGGAAGUCCUCCGCUGUCACAGGAAGUGCGAGAAAAAUUAAAGACAACGCAGCCGACUGGCACAACCUGAUGAUGAGGUGGGAAAAACUCAACGACGAAGGAUUCAGCGAGGCGACGAACAUCGUCAACAUCAGACUGUCACGGUGAGUUUGAUUCUGUUCGGUUAAGGUGAGUUUAGGUUUAAGGCUAACUCGUCUUAAUUAGUCUUGAAUUUAUUCAGAUUUGUCGAGCUGGGUUACUUACAGCUGCUUUCUAUUGGUUGGUUAAUUUGAGUUUGUUAAGUUUGAGUCUGACCAGAGUUUAGUUUAGUCUGCUCAAGUUUUAGUCAAGUUUAGGUUAAUUUAGUGUAGUUUAGUUUAGUUAAGUUAAGUUUAAUUUAGCGAGGUUAAGUUUAGUCUGGUUACAUUUAGUUUUGGUUAAUUUAGUUUAGUAAAGUUUAGUUUAGUUUAGCUAAAUCAAGUUUAGGUUAAUUUAGUUUAGUUAAUUUGAUCUUAAUUCUCUGUUUCAGCUCCACAGGUGAUCAGAUGCUGCAGGUGGACGGCUCUCCUUCGUCUUCCUCGUCUUCAUCAGCAGCGUCUUCCUCCCAGCAGACAGGGGGCGCUGCAGAGCUUCAGGACAAAUGCAGCAAACUGAAGGACAUUGUGGACAGAAUGGUGAGAGUCCUUUCCUCUGAGGGAGACAAAGAUCGGAUUAAUACGAACGAGUCCUGAGGAGGUCAUGAUCUCUAGGGCUGAUGACAUCACUUCCUCUUUGGGAUUCAUGAAUUUACAAAAUAAAAGCUCUUUGAAAAAAGCAGAAUCAUUCAGUGAAACUUUGAGUUCGUUGAAAAACGGUUAAAAGUUCGUCCUUCGCGCUGAUCGGCAUUUGUCCUCCUCUACCUGUCAGGUUGCCGUGGUGACCAAAAUGGAGCGCCUGAUGACAUCACAGCGAGGCAUUCAGGAGCUGGAGGAGUUUCAGUUCGGCCCUGAAGGGAGGAAGUUUCCGCUGUUUCACACCUGGAACACCAAACAGUUCGGUGAGUUCACCUGAGAGACCUCAACGAGAGCCCAGGAGUCUCACCUGUAUGACAUCAUCACAUACACCUGAGCAGAAUGACGCUGCGGACGAGUUAACUCAGAAAGAAAGAUGUCGGAGCUCAACUUAAAUAAACUAAACUUAGCUUAAAUAAACUAAACUAAACUAACCUAAACUAAACUAAACUUAGCUUUAAUUAACUAAAUUAACCUAAGCUUAACUUAACAAAACAAAACUUCACUUUAGCGCUUCUCUUAUAUUUGGACAAAUAACUUUCGUAGAUGUAGCCAUCUUGUUUCCGUCUCCGAUUUUGCUUUUUUCCGACUUUGUAACUGAAACGCUGCGAACUCGGGUGUGACGUUAUUUUCAGCUCCGACAUCUGACUUCGGAGGAAACUCAAACGCAGCAUGACUACACCUGUAUGAUGUCAGAACACACCUGUGUGAUGUCAGAACACACCUGUGUGAUGUCAGAACACACCUGUAUGAUGUCAGAACACACCUGUAUGAUGUCAGUGGAUGUUACGCCUCAUGUCUUUCCGUUCCAGAGGACUCGUCCCGCGUCCUGUUGGACUCGUACCGUCAGGAGCUGAGGUUGAAACAGACGAUCCUGCAGGAAGUGGCUCACACUGCGACCUCUGACCUCUGCAUGGUCUACCUGUCCUGUUGGCUGCACCAGCCCUACGUCCCCACGGAGACCAGGCUGACUCUGGAGGCCCUGCUGCUGGAGACAGGGCACCGCCCCCUCUGAUGUCAUCAGAGUCAGGUGACCAGCGUCAGGUAUUUUGGCUCCGCCCAGGGCCUAAAGCACACCUUUACUGAACAGGUGAACUCAGAGGACCAGCUGGAAGAACCCGAGACGAGUCUGAUACAUCAGUGUCUCUGAGGACCUGGACUCUGAGGACCUGGACUUUGAGGACCUGGACUCUGGACAGUUACAGGUUUUUAAACUCGAUUCUUCUGGACCUGAAAUAACGAACUUUUUAAGUUCCUGUCUGACUUCCUGUUUCCUUUUCUGUAAAUAUUUAUCGUGGAGAUCUUUCUGAUCCAGAACUUUGGAUUUUCUGAGUCUACUGGAGACCCUGAAGUCUUUAGGAACUGAACCAAGACCUGGUCCAGAGUGUUGGUCUACAGAUGUGGUUGUUAACUGUCUGAUUAUCAGACAGCAGGUCAGUCUAGAGCAGAUCUACAGUGUUAACAUGAUAUUUGAUAAAACACAGUUUGAUAUGAACAAAGGAGGAAGAGUCCGGACAAACGUGAACAUUUCCUCACUUAUUAAGAAUAAAAGAAUUCACCUCAGAACAAAGUUAUAAAGACUUUUGAAUUUCCAUCCAGCUGUCUGUACUCAUCAGGAUAUAAAACAUUUAGGGUGAAUAUUAAAGUUUAGAAAAGACGACUUCAGACUGAUCGAUCAGCUGCUGACGGCGAUCAGAGGAAAGUUUGACCCAAACCUGAAAUUUGAAAAAGAUUGAUUAUUAUGUCAGUACCACAUUUCUCCACAGGGGGGCAGUGCCUCUGAUUGGCUGGGAAACAUCUGUACAUCAAACAGAACAUUUUCGCAAUUCUGAAUCUCUGAACCUGACAAAAACCUUUCACAGCCAAUCUAGCCAAUCAGAGGCGAAGGAUGUCGGAGCUUAACUUAACUGAACUGAAUUAAACUAAGCUAAACUAAAUUAACCUAAACUAAACUAAACUUAACUUAAUUUUAUUCAACUAAACCAAAGCCUAAGCUUAACUUUACUAAGCUAAUCUAAAUGAACCUAAACUUAACUUUAAGAAGCUAAAAUAAACUUAACUUUACUAAACCAAACUAAAUUAACCUAAAUUUAACUUAACCAAACUAAACUAAAUUAACCUAAGCUAAAAUAAACUUUAGUAACCUAAACAUAAAAUAACCUAAACAUAACUUUACUACGCUGAACUGAACAUAACUUUAGUAAACUAAAUUAUCCCAAACUAAACUAAACGAACCCAAGCUUAACUAAACUAAACUAAAUUAACCUUAACUAAACUAAAAUAACCUAAACUGAACUGUUUUGGUGAACUGAACAUAACUUUGGUAAACUAAAUUAACCUAAACUUAACUAAACUAAACUAAAUUAACCUUAACUAAACUAGACUAACCUAAACUUAACUAAACUAAACUAAAUUAACCUUAACUAAACUAGACUAACCUAAACUUAACUAAAUUAAACUAAAUUAACCUUAACUAAACUAGACUAACCUAAACUUAACUAAAUUAAACUAAAUUAAACUAAAUUUUAGCUCUUGCCUUUUUUUCGGACAAGGCAAACGCCAAAAUAACUUUCAGCUCCGACAUCUGACAUCGCCCAAUUAGAGGGGAAGGAGGGCGGGACCUUCCCAUACCAUCCUCCAAAAAACCAUCCUACCUCCUGGACAGUCAUGCAAAGACUCGGGUCCGAGUUUGUCACAUCAGUUUAUUGGAGGAACAUGAAAUGUGUUUAAUGCAUUCAGCACUCGAACCAGCAACACGUCAGUAAACUGAAGUCCUCCAGACCGCCCCCCCAGUCCCUCGUCCAAACCAGUACAAACCUUCAGCUUGGAAAAGGUUUCACUGUGAAGUUUUAUAAAAAGUAAUAAAAUAGUGCAACUUUUUUUAAACUUUGUUUUCAUAUUUAUCUACAUAUAAACAGCAACUAAUCUAUCGGAAACAAACGACGACUCCAAACAUGGAAACACUGGAAAAAAACAAACAUAGUUUACAUAUUUUACAAUCACUCCAGAUUCCUUAAAAACCAGCAGGAGGAGCCGCUGCUGACAUCAUCACAGGUGAGAACAGGACCAACCAAUCAGAGAGCAAGCCCAACGAUAAAUAACACUGCUGAGUACGGAGGCCUACGGAGGACACUAAACUCACAAACUGAGAGCUACUCAUAUUUAACAGCUGGAUCUGUCGACCGGAGGGAGGAGAGGGUUAACGGGGACCAGCAGAUCCAGGUUUGGACAUCCAGGUGUCGGACCCAGCUGAGCCGCGGCUAAAGGGAAAUUCUGCUUUUUUCAGGUUAUUUCAGACUCAGUUUCUCCACGACUCUUUGCUGCGAUCAUGUUCGAUGAGUCAGCAGAAAACCAGGAGAGGGUGUUUACAAACUGUCAUUUACCGUCAAAAACCUGGUCCCUCAAAAACCCAGAGAGGACUUAACCCGAGCUCUAAAACCAGGACUUUGACACCACAAACAUAAAUCCGAGACACUGAAGUCCAUGUAAAAAUGCUUUCUGACCGUCUCAGGUGAGUGGAUCCAUCACUCUCUGACACACCAAACCCCACUGAGAAAAACAGGAACUUUACUGAGUAGAACCCAGGAGCCGCCGCUCCACCUCUGACUCCACACACGUAUAAUUGUCUUAUUUUGUUUUACACGUGAACUUUACUGGAGCUGAAGUCCAGAGUUUAAAUCUCACAAACCAGAACAUUUGAUCAAUCACCUUGGAGCGACAGCGCGGACCUGUAAGGUUAAAUUCCUGUUUUUGUGAAUGGAGUCUGGUGGCUCGGAUAGAGCGAUGUCAGGACAGUUUAUAAAACAGCAGAAUUUCCCUUUAACUGUGUUGAAACCUGCGGCGCCGGCUGUCAGGUGACCGUCGAGCAUUUCCCCCUCAGAUGAACUUCAAUCAUCAAACAUGAGGAACGUUAAAUAAGAAAAAACGACUUUAAAAUUUCUACAGAAAAUCCUUUGAUGUUCGGCCUCUGAACAGAGUUUUAUUUUGAAAAACCUUCCAUUUGUUCUUCCUGUUUGAAAUAAAAGCGUCCAGGUGUGACAUUAAAGGAACAGUCCGUCCUGUUUCCCCUCAGAGACACACAACAAGAGUUACAGGUGUGUUUAAGCUCCGCCCCCUCCAGGUAGAGAUGGACUUUCAUUAAGACUAAAGGAGGUCCAGGUCUCUGCAGUCCACGUCUCUGUGGGUCCACAUGUUGGACCCUGAGGACCGGUAGCCAAACAAAAUCCACCCUUAAGUCCAGACUCUCCAGGGUCAGUAUGGUUCUGGUCCUGGUUCAGGUUCACUGGGGGGCUUUGGCUCCAUCCGAAGCCUCGAUACCGAGCAAGGCCUGGACCGCCUCCAGGGGGACCCCCUCUGGGGUCUGGAAGUGCAUGGUGGUCCCAUCCGGCCCGUUGACAAUCACGAUCCGGUCCAGUCCGGGGUCCGCCAGCUGGACGGUCAUCCCGUCGGUCUGGAUGUAGAUCUCCUGACCCUCCUGCAGCUCCUUGGACCCGGACUGAGACGGGUCCUUCUGAGGGGGGGGCUGAGAGGGAGCCUGAGUCUGGACUGAGCUGGACCCAGGUGUCUGGACAGAGCUGGACCCGGGUGUCUGAACCGAGCUGGACCCGGGUGUCUGGACUGAGCUGGAUCCGGGUGUCUGAACCGAGCUGGACCCGGGUGUCUGGACCGAGCUGGACCCGGGUGUCUGGACUGAGCUGGAUCCGGGUGUCUUUGAACUCUGAUCCGGGUUUUUUGAGUCACUGCUGCUCUGGACCUGGUCCUGGCUCUGGGACUGUGGUUCUGCCUUGGCGCCAGUUCGCAGAGGCCCCUCCCCCUGGUUCUCACUUGGGGUCACCUCCAUGGGUGUUGGAGGGGGCGGAGCUUGAGUUGAGGAGGUGGAGGAGCUGGAGG